Molecule: messenger RNA, 747 nt
Organism: Dibothriocephalus latus
Lineage: Eukaryota; Metazoa; Platyhelminthes; Cestoda; Diphyllobothriidea; Diphyllobothriidae
Source: the annotation of a GenBank genome assembly
GGUGUUUACAUACUUCUCCCUACAUCGUGUUGUCAAACUACAUCGCUGCUCUCAAAUGAAACAUUCACAGUUUUCAGGAACAUAUACAUUCGCACUUAUACUUUUUAUGGUUUUGCAUCAUACGCACGAGAAAAUGUCUGCCAGCAGGAGGGCGAAGUAUGCAGCAAAACGGUCUUUCUGAGAUGCUGCGACCCCCUGGUCUGCGAACUGAGCGGCUUCGGACGAGGCGUCUGUGUGCGUUGCCUGGGCGACAAUAAAUUCUGCGUACGCAGCCGCGACUGUUGCAGCGGGAAGUGCUCCUGGUUCAGAUGGCCUUUGAGAAUUUCAAAUUUGGACGAAUUUUGGAUGGAAUAUUAUCACAGAACUGAUAUUGAUAUGCCCCGCAAUAAAUAUGCCGCAAAGUACUUGCCGUUCCUUUCAAACUGCCCAUCUACCGUUUGCCAACUCUUGUCUGCAAGCGUCAACACCGACCUGCUGAACACUCCUGAGCGUAGUCUAUGCAAAACACCAAAUACUAAACUACCGUUUUUCCUAAAAAAGGUUAAUAGAAAUGCACAUUCAGAUGUCUGCCAGCAAGAGGGCGAAGUAUGCAGCAAGACGGUCUUUCUGAGAUGCUGCGACCCCCUGGUCUGCGAAAUAAGCGGCUUCGGGCAAGGUGUCUGUGUGCGUUGCCUGGGCGACAAUAAGUUUUGCGUACGCAGCCGCGACUGUUGCAGCGGAAAGUGCUCCUGGUUUAGAUGUGUGUAG